UAUCGAGAGGGGAUAAUGCAUACAAACGUGCCUGUAUACAUGUGCGCUCCGAUUAAGUUCAGAGCGCACAUGACAUGGGCACGUUUGGGUGCGUCAUCUCUUUUCAAUACUACCAGUGCUACUGGUUAAAUCGCCGUGAUGUAGAAAAGUGUUUGAACUUGUUCAGACGUGAUCUGUGAUUUUUUGUUAUUGUAUAUACUUUGGAUUGGAAAAGUUAUAAAAUUUAAUAUUUAAACAUCCAUUAGUGGAAUAUUUGCCUUAUCAGGUUCCUGGAGUUAUAAAUUAAGAGAGAAAGUGAGAGAUAAUAGACGUACAGAAGAGAAUUUAAUUGAAAUCAGUAUGAUAGAGAUUACAGCAAAACUCGUUCGUGGUCCUGUAUAUUUCUCCGGAGAAAUUAUAGAAUGUUUGGUUACUUUCACCAACCCACCAAAUCCUAUACAUCAGAUAUCACAAAGUCACAGUGAUCUGUUUGAAAGUCUUGCUUGGGCAAGUGCACAAGUCCAUUGUCAAUGUUCGACAAAUAGUAAAGCGGUGUUCUCGGAGAAAAUAAAUACCACAGCUCGUUCAGUGGCAAUCAAUGCAAAUACUACAUUUGCACCAUGGCAACAAGACAAUGGACACGUAGUAUUGAAUACUAAGCCGAAGAUCUUGUUUUGUGACUUAAGAUUGUCACCUGGUGAAAAUAAAACUUACAUCUACCGUGAAACAAUACCUAGUGAUGCUCCACCAUCAUACAGAGGACAAGCUGUAAAAUAUUCUUAUAAGAUCACAAUUGGAACGCAAAGAGUGAAUACAGCCAUAAAACUAUUACGCGUACCUUUUAGAGUGCUAUCUUUGAGUGAAUUGCCAGAAAUAAUGGCAUGCAAUGACAGCGUAGAUUUGAGUCCAAAUAAUCCGUUCAUGGAAACACAGCACAGAGAAACUCCCUUAGAUAUUGCUUUACAAACGCUGCAGAAUUUGACAGCCAGACGCAGCCCAAAUUUCUAUAAUGUAACGAAUGGCCGUGGCCGUGUGGUACGAUUCUGCCUCUUUAAAAACUCUUACAAACUCGGCGAAGAUAUAGUCGGGACGUUCGAUUUCUCGAACGCGACCGUGUCGUGCGCUCAAGUGUCUGUGUCUUUGCAAUCAGAAGAACACGUUUCUGAAGAGUACAGACGCGGAAAGGCUACUGCGCCCACUCUCGUCAGCUACAACAAGCAUCAUGAAAUGUGCCUGGGUCUUAAGUACUCGCAUUUGGUACUACCUAUACCACUGCACGUCACGCCAGACUUCACCACCGAUUUGGUGACACUCAAAUGGCGACUGCACUUUGAAUUUGUCACAACGCCAAAGCUAGUGGAGAUGCCAAACGAGAGCACUACUAGUUGGACGGGACCGUCCACGUUGGACGUCGAGACGAUGAUCUGGGAUCUUCCGUUACACAUUCAUCCCACCACCACGCCGCCCAAUACGGCGCAGCAGACAAAAUAUAAUAUAAUUAUUUAGCCACUACAGUAGUGGCUGUGUUAAGUAUGCGAUAGGAAAGAAUUAUUUGGACGUUCCGACGAUGGACACGUUACGAGAACGACGUAGCAGUGCUCUGAUAAUGGACUUCGUGCGAUAUGAUAGGACACGAUAGGAUACGAUAGGAUAUUUUGGAUUUUGUGCAGUAGUUCCCGUUUCGAAGCAGAAAGAUAUUUUCGUACGUUUAUAUAUCUGUAGGUAAGUCAUUUUCAAUGACAAAAUACAAAUCAUUCGAUGAUAGAAAUCGAUCAUGUUUGUUUUUGUGCAUCGUCUAUGAUCGCAAUUUCAAACUUAUCGAUCUGUGAAAUUUCGCGAUAGCAAUUAUGACUGUAUUGACAAUGGAACAGUGACACACUGCUUUUUAAUUUCCUGAUUGUGGGGGUCGCCGGCAUUCAGGAUAAUGGUUCCUAAAAACGUUCUAUUCUCCAAUUAAUAAUAACUUUGCGAAAAUAAUAUAUAUUCCGGCGUGACGAAGAGAGAUUAAAGAACUGCUGGUUCAGUCUCUACAAAUAAUUAACAAACACUCGCACACUCGUUCUUUUUUUGCUCCACUCUCAGGUUUGCAACCGUCCAAUUCUUCCUCUGACUUCCUCGAAUUUCUCGAAGCAUUCUCCAUAUCAUCCCCAAAGAAUCCUUUAGAAUAAUCUCAAGAUGUUGAUUCAUAUUGCGAGCUAAUGUCUUGUCUCGUAAGGAAACUGUCGCUCGUCUUGGUCAAUCGGUAGCCUCGGCUGCAGGGGUGACACUAAGGUCGGCGGGGACGGGGUGGCAAAGGACGGUGCGUGAUAAUCGUACCGGUAAUACGCCAAAGACUCCCAUCGGGUAGGAUGCUGUACCUCGUAAGACGUCGGUGGAGCUGGUGGUGCGGUCGCGUAAUAACCUCCGCUGCCUCCUCCACUACCGCCGUUACUACCACUAACUAUAGAUCGGUCAUUGGGCACGUUGGGCAUCGUGUAGCCGUAUUGCGGCUCCAACAGGCUCUGCAAGUGUCUGAUAUACGUAAUCGCAUGCCGCAGCGACUCGAUCUUGGAGAGUUUCUUGCCGGGCGGUUUGCAGAUCGGUAGCUUCGAUCGCAACAGUUCAAAUGCACGAUUCAUGUCGCGCAUGCGAGUGCGCUCGCGAUCACACGCCGACUUCUUGUAGUCUGAAAUCGUUAAUUACACCCGCGGGUUAACGACGGUUCUUGCUCGGCCGCGUAUUCGUCGUUGUCGACGACGACGACGACGUAAUGUCGCGCGAGCGCAACUUGCUCGAACGAAUCGAGCGAGCGAGCGAGCUGAAAUCCAACUUUUUCCGAAGGACGCUUCAGCUGCCGGAUGGAGCUCUGACAAAUUACACGUAUAAACUUUAGCCUCGAGGCGGGGGAUUAGAAAAAUACGAGAGGUACUUCCGUAAAAAUGAAUAUCGCGGUGAAGGUUUUCCUCUUUUAAGUUACCUACGUAUUACAAGCGAUCGUUGCGAGAGUGCGACUAAUUUUUAUCGAGUCGGAAUCCUCGAGAACUUAUUCGAGAGACAUUCAGAAAGAAAAAGAAAGGAAAAACAAAGAAGGACUAAGCGUGAUCCUUUAUUCUAUGUGUCGACACGAACAACACGCGGAUAUUACGAGCAUAAAUUUCGAAUGUUCAUUCUAUAAAAUGUCUGAGAAAAAUA
Molecule: messenger RNA, 3150 nt
Organism: Odontomachus brunneus
Lineage: Eukaryota; Metazoa; Arthropoda; Insecta; Hymenoptera; Formicidae
Product: RAB6A-GEF complex partner protein 2
Exons: 7
Coding region: 340-1485 (381 amino acids)
Biological process (GO): retrograde transport, endosome to Golgi
Cellular component (GO): Ric1-Rgp1 guanyl-nucleotide exchange factor complex; Golgi membrane
Source: RefSeq, a predicted model, not a curated record